This is a messenger RNA of Penicillium brasilianum, 837 nucleotides long. The record is from the annotation of a GenBank genome assembly. Lineage: Eukaryota; Fungi; Ascomycota; Eurotiomycetes; Eurotiales; Aspergillaceae.
CCAGCAUCGAAUACAAAUAAUGCGGUAUCCUACAACAACGUCAAAGCAAUGGAUUCGGCUCGAAAUAUCUCGGAAAUAAAAUCAUCUUUCAUCCGCGGCCAAGUUCGCAUCCUCUCCGAGAGUCUCGAGCCUCCCGAGGACUGGAAGAACUAUGCAGUGGAGACGGAAGAAGGCGAUCUGCCUGAGAAGGUGAUUGGGGAUGUAUUGCACAAAGUCAACAUGGAAGCCAAACAACACAAUCGCGUGGUCUACUCGUCGCAGGCAAUUCAUCAUGUAGCUCAUCAGAUUGCCAGUCUCUAUUGGUACUCGGUCAACCAAGAAACCCAAAACAAAGCAUCUUUUGCCAAUGGAGUGGAGAAGACAGAGGACUUGUCCCGGCAUAUGAAUAUCACAAAACUACCAUUGGAUAUCGAAUCACAGAGUGCGAGUGAUGAUACAAAUAACAGAUACCAACAGCUCCGAGAACGACUCGUCACGCUGGAUGAGCAGCGUCAGCAUCGUCAACAAAGACUCGACCAAUUACGGCACUUACAGCGCCUGCUCGGACCUUUCAAAGAUCCUCAGAAGGACAUUCAGCCGAAUCUUGUCACUCGGGAUGGAGAGCUUGUCCAGGAAUUGGAAAAGAUGCGAAUGCUGGCUGCACGGGUUGGAGGACGAAUCUCUCAACAGAAACAAGGCCGUCUCAAUACCCAGGAGAGCCAGGAAUAUUUACUACCAGGGUCGGGCCCAAGACUAGGAGCCUUACUAGAUACGGAGUCAUGACUUUUAACGACCUCACAAAUAUACAUGGAGCAUCCACAGCAAAUUUGAAACCCGCCCUGGUCCAUACGACUUGGG